CACUACACAAGACUGUACUUUUGCACAUGUUAGAGAUCUGUGUAUCUAGAGCAGGUGACAGUGGGAGUUGGCAGUCACAUUACCUCCAGAAAGAAUAUUUGAUCAGUGCUUGUUCAGCUGACUUACUGCAUUUUGCCAUGUCAGAUUUCUCUCUCCGGGAUGUACAGAUUCUCCCUGCCACUGCCAGUAACUAUUCUGAGGUUAUGGCCAUUUCUAAUGGAAUAAAUGAUGGGUUGGAUUAUCUACCGUACAAGUAUCAUGAGUGGUUGGCAGAUUCUAAUUGGAGUAUGUUCAUAGCUAAAUUUAAAGGGAAAGUGGUUGCUUUCUUGUCUACCUUAUUGGUGGAUGGUGGGAUUACUGCUUUGCUGCAAAGUCUCCGUGUUGCCCCAAUUAUGAGAGGCCAUGGGAUAGCCGGGGUAAUUCGGGGUUAUGCUUUGGAUAACCUACGCUGUAAGAACCCUGAAGUCGGCAAAAUAAGAGUGACCAGGAAAGAAAACCCCCCUGCUGCCUUGUUGAAAAGGUAUCCUGUUGUACAUAGUAAGGCUGUUGUCUCAGUGCUGCUGCCCAACAAUCAGAUGGAGGACUCUAUCAAGGCACUGAGGCUCCGGGUGAAGAGGGACUAUGUGGGUGCCCUCCCUGUUGUUCUAAGUCCUUCAGAGGUUCUAGAUCUUUUUGAGAAUCCAUGCACUCUAGAGCAUCUGUUUCCCAAGGGGCUUCUCAUUGGGGGUUUUCUUCCUCUCUCCGCACACAAAUGCAACUUAAAGUUAUUGCUGGGAUUGGGGCUUGUCUGGAUCUACUCCAAAUCCACUAAUUCUGAUACCCCCAGUUCCUUGGGUACUCAAUGCAGCCACCCUGCCCCCACUCAUAUUAACCCCCCUCCCCAACACUCUCCUCUCCCUCACGUCUCCCCUGAGCUCCUCAGCCUGAGCAGCGCCCCAAUCCCAGUGCCAUUAGCUAAAGGCACGCACUGCCUCAAUAUUGACCUCUUUGGCACCAAUCCCAGGUUUGUACAGGGUCACAUCCUGCAUCAUUUAGUUAAGCAAAUACCAGUUCUGCCACCAGGGGGCAGUAUUAUUUGUGUUGUUGUGGCAGAAGAGACACUUCGAGGUGCCGUUACUCAUUCUUUGCAAGGGAUAACCCCUUUCCAUACAAGGAAAAACUUACUUGUUUUUGAGAUAUCCCUACAAAACCCUUAUCUGCCUCAUAAUAAAGCUAAAAUGUGAUUGGCUAGCUGGGGUUAGUAGUACACCUAGAAUCUUGUUUGCCAGGGCUAGUUGCUAGGAAUCCCCUUAGGCUCUUAUGAGCUCAUUCUGUUGGCUGUUAUCAGUAGCAGGCAAUAACAUGUAGUAAAUAUAAAACAAAUGGCUGCUUUAUUCACUAAGGAACUGAAGAAGAAUAGUGAUGAACACAUUCUUGUUGCCAUGGAUUCGCUUCAAAAUUCCACAUUUCACCACUGUCAUAUUAUACAUUGUUAUUUCAUGCUUUGCCUUUCAUUUCAUUUGUUCCCAUCUCUCCCCCCGUAGUUUCCUCAGUUUUCUGGCUGUGUUGUUAACUCCACCCCCAGCAGUAUUUUCUAAACUCCAUUUUAGUACCCACAUAUAAUUGCUGGAGUGGAUCAAAUUAUGAUCUUUUAACCUAUCUGAGUGUUCACUGUUAUCAAGAUCUUCACAGUUUGGAAUAAACUUCUCAAUGAUCUCCAA
Messenger RNA from Xenopus tropicalis (tropical clawed frog), 1700 nucleotides. RefSeq names its product histidine N-acetyltransferase-like. Gene Ontology annotation, molecular function: transferase activity; acyltransferase activity, transferring groups other than amino-acyl groups; acetyltransferase activity. The transcript has 3 exons. NCBI's taxonomy places the organism in Eukaryota, Metazoa, Chordata, Amphibia, Anura, Pipidae. The record is from RefSeq and is a predicted model, not a curated record. Bases 27 to 1223 code for a protein of 398 amino acids.